AUGGAGACUUCUCAAACAUCCCACCCAGUGGAUAAUGCAGUUUCAGAGAAUAAUCCUCCUCAGGCUGGUUCCCAAAACAGGGUGGCCAUAGAUAAUGUCAUGAAUUCAAGAACAACGGUCCGGCACUCAGAUCUCUCCCUCCAAAUUCCUCCUACACCCUUAGGUUUUGGUGGUAGCCGCAGUGGUAAGGGGAUAAUCCAGUCUCCAGGUAUCUUGAAUGGAAAUUCAUCAUCCGGAGGCUUAUUUCGUGGUUUGAGCUUCAAGAAGAAAGCUGCUGCAUCUGAUGGUGAAAGAAGCUCUCUUCUUCUCAAUCCAGACCCUAAAACAGCUCUUGAAAGUCCU
Messenger RNA from Ilex paraguariensis (yerba mate), 342 nucleotides. NCBI's taxonomy places the organism in Eukaryota, Viridiplantae, Streptophyta, Magnoliopsida, Aquifoliales, Aquifoliaceae. The record is from the annotation of a GenBank genome assembly.